UAACCCCACUAAAAUUGAACGAUGUUGUUCCGCUCCCUCACCAUACCAAAAGACGUUCACAUUUUCUCUCCCUUAUCUCUCUAAAUCCCGCCAUUCUCCCUUCCUCCAUUUCAACCCUAACUUAGAAAAUCUCUCUGCAAAGUGUGAAGACAUAGUGAACGAGUGGUGAAAUCAAUAACUUCAUCACGUGUUUCGUGCAGGUUAGACCACGUCGAUUGAUUCCAGGCCAACGACAUGCCGCUGCCCCCUCACUCCAUUCCAUUACCAUUGCCGAGAGCUCAAAGUUUUCUAUCUGUGAUCAUCUCCUUCCAUUGACUUCCAAUCUGUUGUGAGAAACCAUGGCCGAACUGAAUUUGGGGAGCGUUGUGGAUUCCAUCACUGGGCAGCUAGUUUCCCUUGUCUCCCAGGAGAUUGGAUUGGAAUGUGGUGUCAAAGUGAGCUCCGGAAACUCCAGGAUACCAUUGCUGCUAUCAGUGCCCUGCUUCGUGAGGCAGAAAAAAGACAAGUCGAGGCUGAGGAUGUGAAGGACUGGCUCAAAAAGUUGAAAGAUGUUGUUUACGAUGCUGAUGACCUGCUCGAUGACUUCUCCACGGAGGCCCUGCGACGUCGAAGAGUGACGGGAAGAGGUAAGCGGAUCCUCAAUGAGGUGCAUAUAUUCUUCUCCUCGUCUAACCAGCUGAUUUAUGCCAGUAAGAUGGCUCAUCGAGUCAUGGAGAUCAGGGGGAGGAUUGAUGCCAUUAAGAGUGAUAAGUUCGAUUACAAUGUCAGCAGAAGCAAUAAUCUUGGGAGUUUCGUGGAGAACCGACCUAGACCGCAAACCUAUCCGUUCGACUCGGAACCAUAUGUGAUUGGAAGAGAAAAUGACAAGAAGCAGGUUGUCCAGUUCUUGCUCAAUCCUGAUUUUGAGGAGAAUGUUUCCAUUCUCGCAAUAGUAGGUGUUGGAGGCUUAGGGAAGACAACUUUAGCAAGACUCGUAUUCAACGAUGAAAGCAUCCAGAAAUAUUUUGAGCUGAAGCUCUGGGUUUGUGUAUCAACCAAUUUCUGUGUGGAGGAUAUUCUAAGAAAGAUAAAACGGGAAUGUACUUCUGGAAAAGAUCUCACGAGUAUGAAUGCUGUGGGCUCGCAAAAUGUGCUGGGAGAAGAGCUACAUAAAAAGAAGUAUCUACUCGUGCUAGACGAUGUAUGGAAUGAAAAUCGGUAUGAGUGGUUGAAACUGGAAGGAUUACUUGUGAAUAGUGCAAGAGGAAGUAAGAUAUUGGUGACUGCUCGUUCUCGCCGUGUGGCCACAACUAUGACUCGAACCUUUCAUGAAUUGAGCGGCUUGCCUGAGCAUGACUCGCUCACACUGCUAAUGCGGAUGGCAAUGAAGCAUGAACAUGAGUUGAGGAAUCAGAAAUUGGACGCAAUCGCGAAAGAAAUUCUGAAGAAAUGUGCCGGAGUUCCUCUUGCAAUUAUGACCAUUGGUCGAUUGUUAUUGUUCUUAAGUAAUAACGAAGAGGAAUGGUUGAACUUUAACAAUAAUGAUUUAUCGAGAAUAGACCAAAAGGAAGGUGACAUCAUGCCAUCGCUUAAGCUGAGCUAUGAUUUUCUGCCAUCGCAUUUGAAACAAUGUUUUGCUUACUGCAGCCUGUUUCCAAAAGAUUAUGAGCUGGAUCCACUUGAGCUCAUUUAUCUUUGGAUGGCACAAGGGUUUAUCAGACCCCUAGACAAUAAGAAAACCGUCGAAGAAGUAGGUUAUGAUUAUUUCAUGGAGCUGCUUUCGAGAUCCUUUUUCCAGGACAUCCAAGAAGAUCAUUAUGGGAACAUUGUGAGAUGCAAGAUGCAUGAUUUGAUGCAUGACCUUGCAGAGUCAGUUGCCGGAGAUAUUUGUAUCACCAUUGAUAGCUCACAUGCGAAAAGCUUUCCAAAAGGUGCCCGCCAUGUAUCUAUUACGUUUGAUUUGGACGAGAUUAAAGGGUUUGAGAGAGACCAAAGAAUAAGGUCCCUGUUUCUUAUGGUUGAAAAGAGAAUUCUGAUUGCUCAUCUAGAGGUUUCAUAUUUUAGAAAUCUUCGUGCGCUACGUAUUCGUGCUGUCAACAUAAAGGCGAUAUCAAAGUCUAUCAGUAAACUGAAGCAUUUGAGGAGCCUUGAUCUCUCAGAGAAUAAGGAGUUAACUUCUCUUCCAAAUUCUAUUAGCAGGUUGUGCAACUUGGAGAUCCUUAAUCUUAGUAGUUGUCACAAGCUAAAAGGAUUACCAAGAGGCAUUACAAAGUUGGUCAAUUUAAGGCAGCUUGAUCUGAUUGAUUGUUAUGCGUUAACACAUAUGCCAAGGGGGAUUGGGAAGUUGACUAGUCUGCAAAUGUUGAAUGUAUUCGUGGUGGGGAAGAAAUCGAACAGAAAUGCUGCAAGGUUGAAUGAGUUGAGCAGACUUGCCGGAAUAUUAUUGAGGAAUAAAGGACUGAUUAUUGAAGGCUUGGAAAAUGUGGAAAGUAUUUCGAGCGAGGUGGAUGCUUCCUUCUCAAUGGAGAAGCUUGCUAUUCAAAAGUUGGGACUACAUUGGUGCCCUGAUGAAGUUAGGGCCAAUGCAGAAGAGGUUUUACAGAGACUGCGACCCCAUCGAGAUAUUAGAGGAUUGGAUAUAUUAGGAUAUGAUGGUGUCAGGCUUCCAUCCUGGCUUUCUCAACUGCAUGAUCUUGUCGAGAUUCGGAUUUUUGUUUGUCAACAAUGCAACCAUCUACCACCUCUGGAUCAUCUCCCUUUCCUUAAAAAAAUCUGCUUAGAUUCUUUGGAUAAUUUGGAGUGUGUAGAAUUAUCGGAGAGUAGUGGGACACUGCAGUCUUUCUAUCCAUCCUUAAAGGAAAUAGAGCUGUAUAAUUUGGAUAAAUUCAAGGGAUGGGAGAGGAGAAGCAGGAGGGACAACAGAAUUGAACAAGAAGAAGAUAUUCGGGAGGAGGAGGAGGAGGAUCAUUCUUCUUCAUAUAUGCUCUGCAAGUUUGUUGACAAUGUCAAAAUUGAUAUAGAUAGCUGCCCAAAAUUCUCUUACAUGCAAGGUGAACAGCUACACGUGUCGGUCACCACGAUCAAACUUCUGGAACAGUUGUUGAGGAAUGCUGCAGACCACUCCGAUCCACAACCCGGCCACCACCCCACAAAUUUACCCUCGUUGGCAGUGCCAAAUCCAUCCACAUCAAAGAUGACGUUCAUCUCCAUAACUUCUAUUCCUGUCUCCGCUCUAACGUCACUUGCCAUCGAUAGCAUGAAUGAUGCGGACCACUUGCCGAUGGAGUUGUUUCAGUCCGUCCCGUCUCUCAAGUCUCUUGCCAUCAGUAAUUGGUCUCGCCUGAAAGCUCUCUCUGGGAGGGCGAUCCUUCGGUACCUACCCGCCCUCGAGAAGCUGGAAAUAUAUAACUGUGAAGAGCUUGAUUUAUCAACUGAGGAUGACGAUGAAGAUGAUGGUUGCGGUGGUGGUGAAGGCAUGCACCAAUUACAGGGCGGCCAUAAGCUUCGCCAAAUUACGAUAACCGAAGUUCACAAGACGAGGUCUUUGCCUGGGUGGUUCCAGUACCUCCCCAACCUCCAAGAAUUAACGAUUGAAACUUGCUUUGGCUUGAAGUCUCUGCCCAGAAGACUGUUUCUUCCGCUUCUCACCACCCUCGAGUCGUUGUCGCUAUGUGACUGUCCAGAACUUGACUUGUCGAGGACAGGGGAGUCGGGAGAUCAACAAGACAUGUCUAAUUUGCAAUUCGCUAAGCUCCGAGACUUGUCAUUCUGGGGGGAAAAAAUGGAGACUCUCCCGUGGUGGAUUCAGCACCUCACUAACCUUGAAAGUCUAUCCAUCAGAAGGUGCACCGAUCUAAAGGCUAUGCCUGAGUGGUUUCCCCAGCUCACCUCACUCCAAUAUCUUGAAGUUUACGGAUGUGAGAAGGAGCUGACGAGAAGGUGCAAAAGGAAAACCGGAGAGGACUGGCCUAAGAUUUCUCACAUCCCACGCCUAUACGUUGUCUGAAGUGGAGUGAGAUUCGCACUGAAGCUGAAGCUCUCAAGCUGCCGAGAGAUGUCGAGUGUCAAAGUUCACCUUUUUCUACGGGAAAAAGUUAAGAGACUCCUUUGCCCUUGUCAAUGAAGCCUUUUCUCGUUCCUCUGUGAGGUUUCAUUGAAUUUAAACAGCACGGUAAUUCCUGUAAGCAGUGGAGAUAUCAUUCUAUCACCAGCUCAGAUGCCCAUUUUUGUAGAUUUUUUUUGCAACUUCCAAACUUCAGCAUAUAUGAAAAGUUGGACAUGUCCCAUCUUAAAGUCAGCAUCUCCAGUUCUGAAGGCACCAGCUUGCCCAACCUGUCAGAGUCCAUGAUUGAAACCGCCAUUCCGAAACUUAUGCAUAUAUAUGAAUGGAUGCUCAAACAAAAAGACUCUAGUAACACUGCAUGGAGCCUCCAUUACAGGAUGAUUCGAGAGGCUUGUAUCUCAAUUUGGGAUUGGCGGCAGGUCCCUUAAAUUAAUCUCGUACAUUUUGAAUCCUUUAGAGAGAAGUGGCUUGGUUUGGCUCGGUAUUGGGUUCAUCUCCUUAACCCCUUCUUUGCGGGUUAAUGCUACAAUCAACAUCUGCAACGUUCCCGAACUAAUAGAUAUACUGUUGAUUCAGUACCUUUUAGAAGUCCUGCUGUGCUAAAUCUGAUUUUACAGAAUUUCCCCAAGGACCAUCUUGACAUCUGCUCCCCACUGCCACAACCAUGUGAGCCCAUGAAGGAUCAAAACAGGAUCAAAAGAGUAGUAGUGUGACUGAUAAAUUCUGAAGCAGGUAAGGCUUCUUCUUCAAUGGUCUUAUAUAAAUUCUUCAGACCGAGUUUUUUGUCCGUAGCUGAUAAUCUUAUGGCCAGUAGAAGGCAAUUUUAUCAUUCUUUUGGCUUUCAUUUUCUGACAAAGGAAAAAAAAAUCUCGCUAGUUGUUGGCCUCUGGUGUUCGUGGAGACAAAAGCUAGCAUGAUUCCCCAAACUUGACUGCUCGACGUAAAAGGAGAUCUAUUAAAUGCAAUAGAUGUGAUAUAUCAUAUUUCAUCUUUGCCUGGAGCAGUCCAGCUCUUUGUAGGAGUGUAAACCCAGAACCGAGGCACGCUCAUUUGAAGAGAUUGCUAAACGGUGGAAUCAAGAAGCACUGCAGACCUUGAUAUGGGGUUCGUUGAAGAGUUUUCUCCUGCACCAACUAGUCCCUCCUUGUACAAUUCCUGUUCUGUUUUGGAUCUUAUAUUUCCUCUUUGCUAGGAUGCAGUUCUGCUAUGCUCUCAAUGCCGUUCGUAUGCGCCAUUAGCAGCUCUAUCAUCCUUCCCCUUGAAAGAAGAUAACUGUUCCGAGUUGUCAGCAGCAGAACCGUGAAUUCAAAUUCAGAGACUACAAAGUGCUUUCAGUUAUACAGUGAAACAGGUGCAGAAGCCCGUCAUGAAUGUUUCUUGCCAAGAGCUUUCCCAUUGAAUUUUGCCAGAGUCUCCAGCAUGUCUGAUAUCGUAACAAGAUACAUCUAACUUAAAAUUGCCUCUCCUGACCAUUCGUCCAUCAUGAAUAUCGGUAUUGUGGGGGAAGUUUAUGGAAUGCAUGCUCAAGUAUUAUGCAUGACAAGCACUGCAUGGAGACCCCUCGAAUGUCAUUAAUCCAAUCAUUGUUUGUGACCCGAGAAAUAGACAAGUAUACUUCGUAUAUUCUCGAGAUCAUUUUACCUCAACCUCACAAUGUCAACUUGUCAGUCCAGUUUCUGAAAGUGGGAGAGAUGAAAGCAUCUUAAUGUGAGGCUUGGCGCUGUGGAGUGCCACAUCUGUCUGCCUGGAUUGGAGGGAGCUAUAAGUUUCCAGGAUUUCAGAUCUACGCCAAGUUGCAUUUGGGCGGAUAGUAUUGCAUGGUUGCUCGUGAUCUGUGAAAACAUGCAAAACUCGCCGAUCCAGAUGCCCUACUAGCCCUCCGUGCUCUGAAUCCCUGCACCAGUUAGACCUCCAUGCAUUUCUACUGCACCAGAAAUUCAGACCCAAGGGACUCGAGAAACAACAGACUCCAGCUAUUCUGAGAUAGUGUUAUGAGGCAUUGCUCAGCUGCAGAAUCAAGAAGCACUGCAGGUUGCACGAUAUGGGUUCGUCGAGGAGUUUUCUCCUGAACCUUUUCUGCCUACACAAUUAGUUCCUCCCUGUGCAGUUCCUGUUCUGCUUUGGAUCUUAUAUUCCCUCUUUGCACUCCUAUGGCUUCCGGUGUCUCCGAUUUCAGUGAUUCAAUGAAACAAGUGCACAAGCCCUUUCCUUUCCGAGAGCCUCCAUUUAGAUUUUGCUGAAGUGGGCAAUUAUCAGGAGGACAGUAUACUUCCUGUUCUCUAGAUUAUUUUACCGCAACCUCAUAAAGUCAUCUUCUCAGUCCAGUUUCCGAAAGAGGGAGAGCUUUGUCACUUGUUUGGUGACUAGAGUUGUUUAGUCAUUGCCCUUGUCAAUGGCUCAUGUCCUGAAGGCACCAGUUGAGGUAUUUGAUGUUUCAUCUUUAUCCGGGGGAGACAUUUGGAAGGCAUUCCAUCUUAAUGUGAGGCAUAGAGCUGCGGAGUGCAACAUCUGUCUGUACGGAGGGAGCUAUAAGUUUCCAGGAUUUUGGAUCUACGCCAAGUCACAUUCUAGACUGGAUAGUAUUGCAUGGUCGCUUGGGAUCUGAGAGAACAUGCAACUCGCGGAAGACACCAAUUCCAUGCAUUUUUCUCACUGCCAUCCUGAUAUGCUGCUAGCACUCCGUGCUUUAAAAGGAGAAAACUGUUCGAAGCUGUCUGCUGCAUGAGAAUCCUUGUACCGGUUACUCAUCCAUGCAUUGAUGCUGCAUGAGAAGCUCAGACCCAAGGGACUUGAGAAACAACAGUCUCCAGCUAGUCCGAUAUACUGUAAUGAGCCAAACUUAUUGGAUGGAUGCAUCUGUACUUACUAGAUGCAACACACACUGCAUGGAGCUUCUGUCACCAGAUGAUUCACAAAGCUAGACUUGAAAGUUAGCAUGAGCAGGAUUAAUUUGGGAUCGGGUGACAGGGUCCUUGAAUUAAAUCACGCAUCUCGCCUUGGUGUCUUGGUGGUCUAAGAGUGAGUUUUUAGUUCAGGACUUUGCUCCUUAACCUUUGCUUGCCGGGUUCACACACAAGCCUCCCAUGAGCCAUUCUGGACGUCACAGAAAUUGAUCCCAACAACCAAGUACGGCCUGCCUUUCCCAUUCUGUACUGUUCUUGAGAUCAUUCAGCGUUCUCCUGCAUUUCAUAACUAGCAACCUGUGGCCAAAAGGAAGAAGGGCUACCCAUUCCAGAGUUUUUUCCUCAAAGAUUUUCAUAAAUGCUCUCUUCACCUUCCACAUGUGAACUCGUUUAAGAAUUUGCCCACUCAUCCUCUAUUCCCCUCUCUCCAAACCAUUCCAUCAUCCCAUGUAGAUCAAUUGCGCUCGUGUUUCUUUGAUCAAUGGAAAUGGCAAGGCAGUAGUUCUGCAUCAGAGUCUCGGAGUAUGCACCGAAAUCGAGGGUGAAGUGUUGUUAUUACGAACUGGUUUCACUUUUGCUGAAGUUUCCUUGUCUAUCAUAUCAAAUCCAAAUGAGCUAUUAUCAGGAGUUUAGAACUGUCUCUCAAUGUUGUCUCUCAACAGUUCCUCGAGGACUCCUCUAGUAAUUCUGUGUGUGUCAAGAGUAUAUUAGUAGUAUAACCCCUUCACAAGCAUUACUUGGUCCUUACAUGACUGCGAGGAAGAAGUAAUUGGUAUUUUUUGUUUCGGCCUAUAUUUUCUUCAGCAGCAACCACCGAGUAUGGAAGAAUUGGCGAAGAAGAUGGUUGAUUUUUCUGUAUGUACGUAUAAUCUUGAGUCUUGAACUCAAGCUAAUGACAGCAUUGCGAGAACCAGUGCUUAAGACUUGUAUGGGCAGUCUUUCCAAUAACUGCUUUGCUGAUCUCUGUAAAUGGUGCAGAAUGAAUUAUGAAAUGGUUACUUACCCGCAGGGUUCCAAACGUA
This is a messenger RNA of Punica granatum (pomegranate), 7967 nucleotides long. The record is from RefSeq and is a predicted model, not a curated record. Lineage: Eukaryota; Viridiplantae; Streptophyta; Magnoliopsida; Myrtales; Lythraceae.